Lottia gigantea (owl limpet) is the source of this 240-nucleotide messenger RNA. RefSeq lists its product as hypothetical. Lineage: Eukaryota; Metazoa; Mollusca; Gastropoda; Lottiidae. The record is from RefSeq and is a predicted model, not a curated record. The transcript has a single exon. The annotation marks the transcript as partial.
CUUGGUAAAGAUCAGUCUUUAGUCAGGCGCUUCAUGAAAGGUCUUUAUGAUAGGAAGCCUCCUAGGCCUAAAUAUUUGGUGACCUGGGAUGUCUCUGUCUUGGUGCGUUAUCUUUCCACCGUACAUCCUUUGGAAAAUCUUUCCCUUAAACUCCUAAUAUAUAAAUGUGUCUACUUAUUGUCACUUUGUACUAGUCAGAGAUGUCAAACACUAACUGCAUUUGAUAUAAACAAUAUUUUA